Messenger RNA from Saccostrea cuccullata (small rock oyster), 489 nucleotides. RefSeq lists its product as uncharacterized. The coding region runs from base 1 to 489 and encodes 162 amino acids. The record is from RefSeq and is a predicted model, not a curated record. NCBI's taxonomy places the organism in Eukaryota, Metazoa, Mollusca, Bivalvia, Ostreida, Ostreidae. Gene Ontology annotation, molecular function: nucleic acid binding. The transcript is spliced from 3 exons.
AUGAGACGCAAGGAUGCUAAGCUGAAACGAAAGCGCCUGAGAAAUGCACAGGCAAGCGUGAAAAGAAAAAGACUGGAACUGAAAGCUGAAAGGCAAUAUAAGAAUGCAUCGCAGUCUGUUCUUGAAGGAGAUACAUAUAAGCCAAACAUCUGUUUAGAGGCUGAAGAGAACAUAGACAUAGAUGAUAUUGAGCUGGAUGCCCCUGUUGACAAUAUCCAUACACGACCGUUGGUGUUCUUUGAUUUGGAAACGGGGGGUAUAGGACGAACAUCUGAUAUACUCCAAAUUGCAGCAAAGUGCCAAGAAAAGAAGCUCUCAGUUUAUGUUUUGCCGACUCGAUCCAUCAGCAAGGAAGCAUCUGAAGCAACCUGUUUGACCUUUGAUGGAAAUAACCUUUGCUAUAAGGGAGACGCAGUGGCUGCAGUUACUCCAGCCGAAGCACUUACCAAGUUUCUGAUAUCUUUGGAGUCUUUUGACCAUCCAGUUUAA